Diaporthe batatas is the source of this 1064-nucleotide messenger RNA. RefSeq lists its product as uncharacterized. The transcript has 2 exons. Bases 1 to 861 code for a protein of 286 amino acids. Lineage: Eukaryota; Fungi; Ascomycota; Sordariomycetes; Diaporthales; Diaporthaceae. The record is from RefSeq and is a predicted model, not a curated record.
AUGUCUUGGUGUACCGGCAUACUCGCGAAGCGGAAGAACAAGCCCGUGAUGCAUUUCGACGACUCGCGGCGCGCGGCGCGGCAGAGCGGCUGGAAGGCGCGGCGCGGGUAUGAGCUCGAGGACAAGGGCUGCUACGCCCACAACGUUCUCGUCGCCAUGGGCGUCCCGAAGGGCCACUGCCUCUACGAAAGCAUCUACGAUACCCUCACAGGCGGGAUCAACCUCACGACGAUCAAGAAGACCGACCUCAUCGGCCACCUCGGCCUGGGGCGGAAGCUGAUGCAGGCCGAGAUGCAGCUGUCCGUGGACGACAUCCUGUCGAUUUACAUCCUGUCCGAGAAGGCAGGCCGUCUGGAUGAGAUCCUCGACCACCAGGCGCUAGGUGUGCACAGCAGCCAGCCCUCGGGCCCGUUCACCGAGGAGCAAGUCGCUCGAGACCCAGUCACACAGGCAGGACCAGCCGGAAACUUUCUGCCUCACGUCCUAUCCCGCCCCGACCACACCCGCGCGAUCAAGCGUGAGGCGCCUGAGGAGGAGGAAGAUGGGAGGGCGAAGAAGCGGCUGAGGCUGUCUCCGAGCCCACCCGGCGUGCCGGACAUGAGGUCAGGACCGCCAGCGCUCCAGCCAGCCGCCGAGGCUUCGAACGGAUGUGUCGCAGAGCCAUCCCACCACGCAUACCAGCUAGAGACACGGCGGGGAGGCCCUGUCCGAGCGGGCAGCCAACAUGAAGACGUCCCAAUGCUCAAAUCGAGCGACAGUCCGGGCCACGGCAGCCCCAGCCGGGCUGCUCCACCAAAUCCUGUCGCCACGGGAGAUGAUGAGCUCGUUGAGAUCAGCGCCGAGCAGUUUAUGGGAACUUAAACUGACAAUCAAGACCACGCAAAGCCAGCGUAAGCACGCAGCUAUUUUGGUUCGGGCCCCUCGCUUUGGAAAGCAUGCCCAGUCGCCAGGAUCAUUUGGGCAUACGGCCCUGACGUUCACCCCUGCUCCGAUAACGGCCUCUCAUAUGAAUCUCGCAUCAAGCUAUGGGCAACAUUAGCAACGACUGCUUAGGCAGCGUCCCC